UUAGAAAACGAGGUCUAUACACAAGUGUUUGGCCCUGACAAGGAUGGAAAAAUGUUGGGAUAUGGACGUGGGAUGACCAAAUCUAGGUUGUUUGGCUAUGGGUCAGUUACCCAAGAAAGCCAAACUACAUCGGCCAUCACUACAUUGAUUGAAGAGAUGAGCGCAAAACAUGUCCAGCAAAUACAAACAAUUCAAGCCGAACAAGCAGUUCGAGAGAAAACUCUACUCGAGGAAGCAAAAUCUCGAUUUCGUAUGGAGGCUACGGAGCGAGAAGCUCAUUUGAUAGCUGAGGCAGAAGAAAGAUUUAUGAAAUUAACUGAAAUUCGAGAGGCAAAGUUCAUGAAAAUGAUGGAUGCUCGUGAGAAAAAGUAUAAGGCUCUCAUCGAUGAGUGUAUGGCAAAGGGAAUGUCAAUUGAAUUUCAGAGUAGCGGACUUGAUGAUAAAGCCUUCAGUUCGGAUGAUGACGAAUGAGGCUUAUUGCAUAUUAUGUAUUACAUAUAUAUAUAGUGGUUGACGAAUGCAGUUGUCUCAUAAUUUUUUUGUGUCAUGGGAAUCAAGUUGACAACAUGUUGCAAUGUGUUGAUUGCUUUUAUUAGGAUUUUGUAUAAUUUUUUGAUGUCAUGUGAAAUAGGUUGACAACAUGUUCGCAACUUGUCGACUACUUCUAUUAGGAUUUUGUAUAUAAAUUACUAACUGCAUUAUUCAAUGAUAAUUUUGUAUUUAUA
Gossypium arboreum is the source of this 725-nucleotide messenger RNA. RefSeq lists its product as uncharacterized. The record is from RefSeq and is a predicted model, not a curated record. Bases 52 to 471 code for a protein of 139 amino acids. NCBI's taxonomy places the organism in Eukaryota, Viridiplantae, Streptophyta, Magnoliopsida, Malvales, Malvaceae. The transcript is spliced from 2 exons.